UACAGAUUAACAGUUUACAGUUUAAUAUUUUUUUUCAAUGCUCAUCAAGCGUCUAAUAAAAUUUUAGCUUAUAAAUUAUUGGUAAACCUUUAGAUCUAUAAUACUCCAUAAUAUAUUAUUAUUAGUUAAACAUAGACUGUUGUUAAGAGAUGAUCUUUACUUGUAAUACCUGUGGUUUAAACUUCCCCACUGCGGAAGAUCAAAGAAGUCAUAUGAAAUCAGACUGGCAUCGUUAUAACUUGAAGAGAAGAGUUGCUCAAUUGCCUCCAAUCGAAGAAGAUUUAUUUAAUACCAAAGUUGCAUCUUUGACCAUAGAUGAUGAGAAUACCAUAGCUGUGAAGCCUAAAGGUGAAAAACAGUUGACUAAGAAAGAUCAAAGAAGAAAGGAAAAAGAAGCUAUACAGGAAAAGAAAAGACAGAUCUUGGAAGUUGCAAGACAAGCUAUGUUAGCUAAGAUGAAAGAAGAAGGCAUAACUGAAGUAACACCAGAAGUUACUGAUAAGGAAGUAGUUGAACCAACCGAAGAAACAGUUGAACAAGUUUUACCUACUGAAGAAGCAUCUAAUUCAAAUGAAGAACUCACUGAAGAACAAGAGGCUGACAAAAUACUACAAGAAAAGAUGAAAAACAAGAUUGAAAUUACUCCAACCACCUGUUUAUUUUCACAACCCAAAUACAAUAAAGUCUUUGAUACUGUUGACGAAAAUAUUGAUCAUAUGUUCAAGAACUUUGGUCUUUAUAUUCCAGAAAAGACUUACUUAGUAGAUAAGGAAGGUUUAAUAGGUUAUUUGGGAGAAAAGAUCAGUUUUGGAUUCUGUAUUGCAUGUAAUUAUCAAGGUAGAAAUGCCGAAGCCGCCAGAGAGCAUAUGAAGCAAAAGAGACACAUGAGAAUACCAUACGAAUCAGAAGAUGAAAAGCUUGAAAUCUCACAAUUUUACGAUUUUAGUUCUACUUAUGCUGAUGUUCCAGCCUCUCCUGCUGCUGCUGGUGAAAGUGACGAAGAUCAAUGGGAAGAUGUUCUGGAUGAAGGUGAAGGAGCCGAAGAUGAUGAAGAUGACGAAGAUGAUUUACCACCAGCAGAUCAAGAUGCUAUUUAUCAAAAUGGUUUAGAACUUGUAUUACCAUCAGGAGCUGUAAUUGGUCAUCGUUCUAUGGCUAGAUAUUACAGACAAAACUUAGCACCUGAAAGAAUAUUAUCUGAAGGUCAAGGUACUGUUAUUGCUGCAGAAACUAGACAUAUGUUAAGUGUCAGAGAUAGACAAGAAUUAGCCACUCAAAAGAGAGUCUGGAGUAGAGAAAAGAAGAGAAGUGAUGUUAAUGAUAGAAGAGCCGCUAAAUUUAUUAAUCAACAAGAGCAUUACAGAGAUCAAUUAUUACAAUAGUUGCUUCAAUAUAUAUAUUUAUACAUAUUUUGUACAUUUUUGGGUAAAUAGUUUUUUAAUUAGGUGUUAAUUAGAUAUGUCAUUCUUUUUUUUUUAGAUAUAGGAUAUUAUUAUACAAGUAUUAUUUUAUU
Messenger RNA from Scheffersomyces coipomensis, 1513 nucleotides. It is a transcript of the gene REI1, whose product is annotated as Rei1p. The record is from RefSeq and is a predicted model, not a curated record. NCBI's taxonomy places the organism in Eukaryota, Fungi, Ascomycota, Pichiomycetes, Serinales, Debaryomycetaceae. Gene Ontology annotation, biological process: ribosomal large subunit biogenesis. Bases 150 to 1382 code for a protein of 410 amino acids. Gene Ontology annotation, cellular component: preribosome, large subunit precursor. The transcript has a single exon.